GCCCACCCACUGGAACCCGAACCCGGGCCAGAGUGGGCCCUUGUGCCAGUCCCUUCCCCUUGUCCCUUCCGCUCUCUGCACAUUUGCUAUUGGUCGUCUUAAAGCAGAAGGGCGCGAGAGCAGUAUUGUGCCACUUCAGAAACCGCGAUGCUCCUGACAGCAUAAUUUCUCGCCAUAGAUGAAGGGACUGCCUGUAUAGCCAAAGAGAUGUACCUGGGUUGUGGCUAGAAAUUUAAAAUUUAUCUUUAGAUCUUAGGUCUAAACUGAGCUAGGUUAUUGCUGAUUUGUUACCAGCUUUUGGAGAUUUCUCUUUGAUCUGUUCUUAGCUUUUAGAGCAGAUGUGCGUACUUUCUGCAUAUACCUGUAACAUCAGUUAAUAUUAAGGUUUCCUCAUCUGUAAGAUGGCGGUAAACCCUGUACCUGUGAGGAUGGAGAUGAGCGUCUAUAGCACGCAGACUUACUCCACGUGCACUGCUUUCCACUGUUAGGAGGUACCUGGCAGAGAGCACGGUGCAUGUAUGAGGGAGCUGCGCCUGGCAAACGCAAGCUUGAGAACACGGAAAGCCCUUUUUUCUUGGCAACUCUAACGAUGUCUGACAAAAACCAGAUAACAGCCAGAGUUUCCCUUAUCGAGCAGCUGAUGUCUCAGAGGAAUUUUGAGGAUCUCGGCAAUCACCUCACUGCGCUGGAAACUCUGCAUGUGACUCCAGAGCACCUUCAGGAGACGGAGGUGGUCAGGGUGGUGUACAGAGUCCUCAAAAACUGCCCCACAGCGGCUUUGAAGCAGAAAGCCAAGCAUUUGCUGUCAGAAUGGAAAGCGCUGUAUAAGUAUACUCUCUGCAAGCCAGAGGGCAGCCCUAAACAAUUUCCUCCGGGUGGAAGUCAAGAAGAAAAUCAAGGCCUUCCUCCUGACCCAAAUCAGGAGGAGGUGGUACGGAGCAGCUCCAGGUAUAAUUCUCUAUUCACAUCCCAAGAUGUGGCAGGAGCCGUUGAAACGAUCGUGCCGGAAGAUAGCUGUGGCGGAGCAGAGCCUAAGGCAGUGCCUGUCAGCACCCAGGACCCCCAGUCCACUGACCUGGCAGCGAGUGGGCAGCCGGACCCUGCAGUGCCCGUGAGAGCCAGAUGCACAGAGCUGCUGUACGAAGCUCUGACUGCUUCCUCCCCAGGCCAGCCCAGAGCCCACGUGUGGCACAACUUGGCACAAGAAAUCGAAGCGCACAUUUUUGCCCUUCACCCCAAGAACCUCCAAAAAUACAAAACGUGCAUCCGCAGCAAAGUGGCCAAUCUGAAGAACCCCCACAAUUCUCACUUACAGCAGAACUUGCUUUCUGGGACCACGUCUCCGAGGGAAUUUGCCGAAAUGACCACCAUGGAGAUGGCCAGCCAGGAACUGAAGCAGUUGAGAGCCUCCUAUACGAAAUCUGCCUUACGGGAACAUUACCUGCCCCAAGUGGUGGAGGGUACGCCAACCAGGAAAAUAAAAUGCAAGCGCUGCGAGAAAUUCAACUGCCAGGUCACCAUCAUCCCCAGAGGGACACUCUUCCUUCCAAGUUGGGUGCGGAAUUCAAGCCCAGAUGAAGAAAUGAUGACCUAUGUCAUCUGCAAUGAGUGUGGGGAGCAGUGGUAUCAUAACAAGUGGGUGUGCUUGUGAUUAUAAAUAAAUGUUCUUUUAAGAGCA
Messenger RNA from Odocoileus virginianus texanus, 1678 nucleotides. Lineage: Eukaryota; Metazoa; Chordata; Mammalia; Artiodactyla; Cervidae. The record is from RefSeq and is a predicted model, not a curated record.